AUGCAGCGCCACUCACCGCUGUCAACUCUGUGCUCACGUCGGUGCCUCAUCGGGGACGGCUGUGACUCAGCAGCUCACGGACUCACACCCUCCCCCAGGGCAGGCUCUGCCAGUCAGGAGCAGCGGGCCUCCCCGUCCCCCGGGGCCUCUUCCAUGCACACCGGCCAUACAUGUCACUACACCCAGUGCCGGGUAUUUUUAGUGAAGCGCUGCUUCAAUUAUGCUAAUGCUUCAAGUGAGGUUCCCCACUACGCUAAGUCUCCUACAUACGAACCUUCAAGCUUCGAACUUCAUGGUGUGAACGUGCUUUCACACGUGCAGUCCCGGAAGCGGGCUGAGGCGCCUGGUGUACGUUGUCACGUGCGUGCACCCUCCGCGGGCGGCUGUGCUUCUGUGUGCUUCACUGCACAGGACCGUAUAAAGGGCAGUGGUGCGCAUCUUUGUUCCAAGCCCAGGACGUCCAGAAGCGAGUGUAAAAGUAGCCAUGAUGUGGCUGAUGCUGGUGUACUUUUCAAGAUGCAUCAGGAAUGUAUCUUCAGAUGCAGAGGACCCUGCAGAGCACCAGCCAGGAGCUGGCCGCAGUCCCUGCCCACUGGAGAGGAGACACACACGGGCUGGGAGCUGGAGGGCAGAGACUGAAGAGCAAUCCCGGGAUGAGGACUGCUGCUGACUGCCGGGAAACGGUCCAAGGGGCCAGGAGGGAGGGGACUGCUGUGGGGAAUGCCUUUAGG
Messenger RNA from Cervus elaphus (red deer), 731 nucleotides. RefSeq lists its product as uncharacterized. The record is from RefSeq and is a predicted model, not a curated record. Bases 1 to 639 code for a protein of 212 amino acids. The transcript is spliced from 4 exons. Lineage: Eukaryota; Metazoa; Chordata; Mammalia; Artiodactyla; Cervidae.